AUUUUGUUUUGCCUUUCAGCCUGUGCGAAGAAAAUUAUGGCUAUUUAUUGGGAUAAUUUGAUUAUUCUUGAGGAUUAUAUCCUGAACAUUACAGUAUUUACUUAAAAACUCGAACGAAAUAAGAGGAGAUAAUGGAAGACCCCACUUUUAGUGAUAAAAUAGAAGAGUACCUUUCGGAGCUCGGGCGAUGGAAAGUGUGGCGUAGCAUUCUUUUGGGUCAAGUUUUGUCAUUGUUGCUAAGUGGAAAAUGUAUAUUAACCACUUUAUUGCAAAGUGCUACUUGGCAGUUUCCCACAACUGGGCAGCUCGUGGUCCCGUACCUAGCACUGUUUAUAUUGUUCACUCCAUCCCUGCUCUGUAAUGGGCUCAAGAGCUUGUCCAAAAAAUGGUGGGUAGUUAUAAUAGCAUGCACCCUAGAUGUGACAGCAAGUUGGCUGUUGGUAAUGUCACAGCGCUUUACAUCAGUGCUGAGCUGACAGCUGCUAGCCUGCAGUGGAGUGGGGGCUGCAUUAGUGGGGGGAGCCUGGCGGGGACAGAGACUCGGAGUAGUCCAUGUUGCGGGUGCCACUAUGGGCCUGAUGGCAGUGGUCUGUGUUGUCUGGGCUGAUGUGGAAGGAGCUCCUACUGAUGGCAAAAACCAGCUUGUCGGCGACAUGCUUUGCUUGGCAGGGUCCCUCCUUUACGCCAUGGUCACAGUACUGCAAGAGAUGAUGCUAGACACACUGUCUUGCUCAGACUAUCUAGCUUUCUUAGGUCUCUUAGGCAGUAUAGUAUCCUGUACCCAAACAUUUUUCCUAGAAUUUGGUGAACUAAUGGAAUUCAACUGGUAUGAUUUGGACACUAUAGUCCAACUUGGCAGUUAUUGCUCUGUGCAGACAAUAUUCCAGAUAUUACAAUGUUUUAUGCUGAGAGAUGCUGGCUCUAUUAUACUGCAUUUGUCAUUCUUGUCUGCUGAUUAUUAUACUCUCAUAGCUGGGAUGUACAUAUUCCAAUUUAAGUUCCACGCUCUCUAUUUCUUAUCGUACAUGCUUGCGAUGGUCGGCGUGUUUCUCUUCAGCUCUCGACCGACGCGGCAACCACCUCCGCAACCCGACAGACUGCCCCAACUAGUCAACGACUCUGUACAGGCACAGGAUAAUGUAUCUAUGGAAUAUACAGUCCCUACUUUGGACUGUAUACCUAUCGAAGGUUUGGAGCCGCCAAUGAGCAGAGACACGACGUUCACAUCAUUCCUAGGAGGCCCACAAACAGCUCCUAAUGGCACCGUUACCUUCGCGCAGACCAAUGGAGCUCAAAACUCAAAGGAGGCCUGUUAAUGUAAGUUAAUGGCGUAGGAAACCUUCAGCUGGAGAUGAAAAACCAUAUACUAAAAAAAAACAAAAGAAAACCAAGUAUAAAUAAAUGAAA
Molecule: messenger RNA, 1407 nt
Organism: Spodoptera exigua (beet armyworm)
Lineage: Eukaryota; Metazoa; Arthropoda; Insecta; Lepidoptera; Noctuidae
Source: the annotation of a GenBank genome assembly